CUUCUUCCCACGAUGACAGUUUCCUGCAGGCUGUCCGCCUCACAGCGAGAUGUGCUGAAGGGGAAGACGGGGUUAUCUGAGUUAAAGCUGCUCGGCAUGCUGUGGACUUGAGAGGAGGAGUGAUUUUUUACUUUAUUUUUUAAAGGGAAGGACGAAUGUCGAUACUGUGGUGAAAUGACUAACAGGAUGGAGGGUUCUUCGGCCCCAGGAGCCAAGGCGAACGGACCCAUUGCAGCGCCCAGCAGCCCAACAAGCUCCAAAAUCGGUCCGCCACUGUCCCCAGAUGACCUGGACGAUGGGCCUCAGUCUUCUCUGACUGAUGUCACCCAAAUGUGGAUUACAUUCGUCAAGACUUUCGCUAUCAUCUUCCCCAUCUACGUCAUGGGAUACUUUGAGUUCAGCUUUAGUUGGGUUCUGAUUGGACUCGCCAUGUUGUUCUAUUGGAGGAAAAACCACGGCACUAAGGACUACAGGAUAAACCGAGCCUUAGCAUACCUGGACCAUGAGGAUAAAGUAUUGAAGCAGAGUGUGCCUACUUCAGAUCUACCACCAUGGGUCCAUUAUCCAGAUGUGGAGAGAGUGGAAUGGCUGAAUAAGACGGUGAAGCAGAUGUGGCCGUUCAUCUCCCAGUUUGUGGACAAGCUGUUCAGAGAGACCAUCGAGCCGGCAGUGCAGGCCGCAAACCCUCACCUCAGCUCCUUCUGCUUCACCAAGAUCGACAUGGGCGACAAGCCGCUGAGAGUGAACGGGGUGAAGGUUUACACAGAGAAUGUGGACAAGAGGCAGAUCAUCAUGGAUCUGCAGAUCAGUUUUGUGGGGAAUACAGAGAUAGACGUGGACAUCAAGAAGUACUACUGCAGAGCGGGAAUCAAGAGUAUUCAGCUCCAUGGGACGCUGAGAGUGGUGAUGGAGCCUCUGCUGGGAGACAUGCCUCUGAUCGGAGCGCUGUCCGUCUUCUUCCUCAAGAAACCAUUGCUGGACAUCAAUUGGUCGGGACUCACAAACAUGCUGGAUAUUCCUGGUGUCAGUGGUUUGUGUGAUAACAUCAUCCAGGACGUCAUCUACAGCUUCCUCGUUCUUCCCAACCGGAUCACCAUUCCUCUGGUGGGAGAGGCCCAGCUGGCCCAGCUCCGCUUCCCCAUUCCCCAGGGCGUGCUGAGGAUCCACUUCAUCGAGGCGCAGGAACUGCUGGGUAAAGACAAGUUUUUGGGCGGGCUGAUCAAAGGGAAGUCCGACCCGUACGGUGUCAUCAAGGUGGGAACGCAGCUCUUCCAAAGCAAAGUCAUCCACGAGACCGUCAACCCCAAGUGGAACGAAGUGUAUGAGGCCUUGAUGUACGAACACGCUGGACCAAACAUGCUGGAGCUCGAGCUGUUCGAUGAAGACACGGAUAAAGACGACUUCCUCGGGAGUCUGAUGAUCGACGUGGCCGAGCUGCAGAAGGAGCAGAAGGUGGACGAGUGGUUUGUGAUAGAAGACGUGGCGACAGGGAAGAUUCACCUGAAACUGGAGUGGUUAUCUCUGCUGCCCUCACCGGAGAAACUGGACCAGGCGCUAACGAGCAUUAAAGCUGAUCGCAAUCAGGCGAACGACGGCCUCUCGUCGGCGUUGCUCGUCGUCUUCCUGGAUUCAGCAAGAAAUCUGCCGCGCAAUCCGUUAGAGUUCAACCAGUCGGGGCUGAGGAAGACCUCGGUCAGUAAAGCUCUGAAGUCCGGUAAAAAAGUGACCAGCGAUCCAAAUCCAUUCGUCCAGUUCAGAGUGGGACACAAGUCCUACGAUAGCAAGACCCGAUAUAAGACCAAUGAGCCGGUGUGGGAGGAGGCGUUCACCUUCCUGAUCCAUAACCCCCGCAGCCAGGAGCUGGAGGUCGAGAUUAAAGACGAGAAACACGAGUGUACGUUGGGCGUUUUGACGGUGCCGCUGACUCGCCUUCUGGAGGCCGAGGAAAUGACCUUAAAUGAACGUUUCCCCCUCAAGAACUCCGGCCCGAGCUGCACGCUGAAGAUGAAGAUGGCUCUGAGGGUGCUGAGCUUGGACAAAACCCCUCCCUCUUCCUCCGAACCCUCCUCCCCCUCUUCAGUGCAGGUCAACAAGAACAAGAAAACAAACCCUCAACCUGCCGCCUCUUCCUCCGACUCCCCCGUUCCUCCCUCCUCCACCUUCGAUAUCCCUCGCUCCGCCUCAGUGUCGGCGCAGGACGUCAUGAAUCGAAGGAAAGAAGCCAACGAUCCGAACCGCUCUGUAGGGAGCACUGAUUUGGGGCAGGGAGGAAGAGGAGGAGGUUUAGCUCUGAGUGGGAGAAGCUCCUCUAAUCUCGCCAUUUCCGGGUCGCAGCAAUAUCUGGCGGGAGGAAAAGAGCUGACUCCAAGCAUCGCUUCUGAUAUCUCCAACCCUUACGCCACUCAGGAGCUCCAGCAGAGACUCGCGCAGCUGCAGAAUGGUUCUGGUCCCGGUCACUCCCCUCUGGGUGAGAUCCAGCUCACUAUCAGACACUCCUCCCAGAGGAACAAACUCAUCGUGGUGGUGCACGGCUGCAGAAACCUGAUAGCGUUCACGGACCACGGCUCGGACCCGUACGUCCGCCUCUACCUGCUUCCCGACAAACGGAGGUCAGGGAGGAGGAAAACUCACACCUUCAAGAAGACCCUCAACCCCGUUUACGACCAGACCUAUGAGUUCAGUGUGUCUCUCGUGGAGCUCCACAGACGCACUCUGGACGUCGCGGUGAAGAACGGAGGAGGACUGCUCUCCAAACACAAAGGCCUUCUGGGAAAGGUUCUGGUGGAUUUGACGUACGAGGACACGUCUAAGGGUUGGACACAAUGGUAUGAGCUGAGUGAAGAUGGUCUGACGAAACCUCAACAACUAUAGAGCGAAACAACCAUCACAAUCACCAUCAUCAUCAUCAUCACCAUCAUCACCACAACCAUCAUCAUCAUCAUCAUCAUCAUCAUCACCACAAUGAUACGAGACAUCUAUUAUUUUUACUAAGUGUACAAAGUAAAGAAGAAGCAGCUUUGAUCCAUUUAACCACAUCAGUCGCAAGGCAGACCUCCCCUUUAAGAAGAGCCAGGCUUUAAAGGGAGUAUUCCACAUGUAGAAUAUUCAAUAUAUCACCAAUACUACUAUGUACUGCUGUGGAAAAUAUAUUCCAUAUUUAUAGGAGAAUAUAUAUACCAGCUGUAGAUGAAGACAAUCUAUUUUUUUGCGGUAAAAUAUGUAAAAGUUUGUAAAUAUAUAAACGAUGACGCUCGACUAAAGAGGGCGCCGUGUUUGAGAGAGAUUCAGGCCAAAUGAUUGUUUGUCGUUUUCUUUGAUUUCUUUGAAAACAUUCUAGACGCCACCAAAGAGACGAGAAGUCAUUUUUUGUAUUCUCUUCCCUCGUUUGCUUUCCUCUGGUUUAAUUCCACUUUGAUAACAUGUGUUUAAAACAUCUUAAAGAUAAGUAUAAGUACACACAGGGGCGCCGCUUGCAAAGAGGCAAGGCAGGGCUUGGGGCCCCGGACCAGAAGGGGGCCCCCAAAGGAGGUAGAUUAAGAAGGUCCACAACAUGAAACACCCUUUCAUUUACUGCAAGGACAUGUCGGGAAACCCCCUCAAGGCGCCCCCAUGCAUAGCGCGCCGUAAAAUGCUGCUUCUUAUUUUAAGUUUCGUUGCCUUGCUCCGCUCUGGGGGGGGGCGGAGAAGAGUGUGUUGGGGCGCCACUGAUGGCUGGUUUCGAGGGGCCCCCAGUGAAUUUUUGCCUAGGGCCCCCACAGACUCUAGAAUCGCCACUGAGUACACAAAAGGUGUGUUGAAUCCACAGUUUUUGUAUCCGGUAAUACACCUGUUGUUAUUCUAGAAUAAGGCCAUUGUUAUUGUUUUUAAAGCUGAAUAUUUUGUGUUUUUUGUAUCUAUCUGGGAUCAUCAGUCGGUUUUAGCGAGUAGUUCUUAUCUCAAAUUAAGAGUAUUUAUAAUUGAAAAAAUGCCAAAUUAGAGAGUCAUGUAUUGCAAUUAUAUAAAUAACAUAUUUAUGGAGUAGUGAUCCCUUCCUUUAUGAGAAAAGACCUAUUUUUUCUGUUAAAUAUGAAAGUUAGAAGUUGAAAACAGACAGAUUUAUCCGUAUUUCCCCAAAUAUUAGUAUUGCAAUUAUCACGCAUAUUUUCUUCAUUUAUCUAAAGCCACUAUGUACAAAAACACAUUUUAUACACAUUUAUGGUAUUGUCAUGUUCCCCGAUUAAUGUGUAUCAUAAAGAAACCAUCACUUCCUGUCGGCUUUUCACAAUAAGAUAUCUCCAGUUUUUUGUCUUUUAUUUUGAAAAUACAGGAAUAAAUCAGUGAAUAAAGACAGUGCUUGUGAUGUGAUUAAUGUGUAGCUAUCCUAAAGAAAACAUCACUUCCUGUCGGUUUUUCACAAUAAAAGAUAUCCAGUUUUUUGUUUAUUUGAAUAUCUUUUAUUUUGAAAAUACAGGAAUAAACCAGUGAAUAAAGACAGUGUUCGUGAUGUUUAAAUUACAGAAGAAAUCUAAUAAAAGUGGCUUGAAAAACUGAUACAAUUGGGAAAAAAUGACAUUAACAAAAUGUACACAUUAACAGUUUACACUUUAAAUUUACACCAAAAAUAUUCCUAGUACAAAUAUAUGUUUGCACCACUUUUCACAUUAAUAAAAACACUUCUGAUUGCUUUUUUAUUUUUAAAAAGCUUUUUAAUACACAAAAAAGUACAUUUAAAAAAUUCACAUUGGUCCCCAAACUAAGAGAAAUUAUCUGCAACACAAAAAAAUGUCCCCUUUUUGUAACAUUGUCAAAAAUAUGCGAAAGAUAAGCUUUAUUUACUGGCCAAUAAAUAUGGACAAAUAAUGGAUAAAAUAAAAUCUUCUGAAAAAUAUCAAAUAAUUACAAAUAAAUCCACAAAUAACUACUUUUAAAAUUGAGAAAAUUGGAAUUAAUUGACAUCUCAUAAAAUUAGAAAUAAGGUUUAAAAAAAUGUGCUUUUUUUUUUUUUUUUUUUUAGUUAGUCACCAUUUCAGUCUGGGUUUAUAUCGUCAUGAGUUCCGCUAUAAUCAAGUUUUCCACAUGUUGUUUAUGAAUCAACAUGAGUCUUAACGUGUCAAUAAUACGUGUCAUUUUUAGGUCUUGAAAUUGUUGAAAUUCACGUUUACUUAUUUUAUUUGGUGUACAUAUAUUUGUUACCGCGCAUAUCAUGUUUAAAAACUGCAUUGAUUUCACAGCACUUGCUCAAAAGGGAUUUAUAUCAAACUACAACAUAAAUGUUAGUAUUUAAAACAGCAAAUAAUAUCGUUUCUUUUCAAAUACACUCUCUUGCCAUCAAGAAAGUAUUUUACGCACAUGUAUGAACGCUCUGUUAUGUAUGUAAUGUUUUAUUACGUGUAUUUUGCAGCUGUCACCCAUUUCUCUUCCUUGUUCCUGUUUUAUUUUGAAAGGAUCAAACUGUUUUCUCUUUUGGAUGCGAGAGCUUCUCUGAAAGGCGGUUUUGUUGUUCCCCGUCUUCUUAAUUUAUCUUGUGCCUUAAGAGAUAUUUACGUGUAUAAAAAAAUAAGAAGAUGCUUCAACGGUUUUUCCUCAUGUGUCACAAUGUCUCCUAAAUGUCUUUUAAAAAGAAAUAAAGAGCUUUAGCUGGCCAUAGCAGCAUGGAGCUGUACAGCAC
Trematomus bernacchii (emerald rockcod) is the source of this 5647-nucleotide messenger RNA. Its product is annotated as extended synaptotagmin-2-like. The record is from RefSeq and is a predicted model, not a curated record. The transcript is spliced from 24 exons. Gene Ontology annotation, molecular function: lipid binding. The coding region runs from base 175 to 2871 and encodes 898 amino acids. Gene Ontology annotation, biological process: lipid transport. NCBI's taxonomy places the organism in Eukaryota, Metazoa, Chordata, Actinopteri, Perciformes, Nototheniidae.